GCCACUGGCGGGCGUCACUAGGACCCAGCAGCAGGAGGGCUGCUGCUCCCUGCCCCCUGCCCCCAGCUCUCUCUCUCCCUGCCCGCUGAUGGUCUGUGGACGUGCGGGCAGAAACGCGGCUCCGGUGAUGAAGCUGGAUGAGGGACGGUCACAGCGCUCGCCUGCAUCACCCGUUUCUUGUUGGGUGUCGGUCCAAUCAGCGCUGAUACACAUUAUGUGUGACUGUGAAGAUUUCUGAGGGGAGCACGUCAGAUCCUGUCAUUUCUGUCUGCCAUCAACACACAGCCCUAGUGCACCAUGGGAGGCGUGGCGGUGGACGUGGACACAGGCGGGGUGAAGGCUCCCGAUGGCGGGUGGGGCUGGGCGGUGCUUGCCGGCUGUUUUGUCAUCACAGGUUUCUCGUACGCUUUCCCUAAAGCGAUGAGCGUCUUUUUCAAAGAGCUGAUCAGGGAGUUUGGGGUGGGAUACAGCGACACGGCCUGGAUCUCCUCCAUCCUGCUGGCCAUGCUCUACGGCACAGGUCCUCUGUGCAGUGUGCUGGUGAACCGCUUUGGCUGUCGCCCAGUGAUGAUGGUGGGGGGCCUCUUUGCCUCUCUGGGAAUGAUCCUGGCCUCCUUCUCCACCAGCAUCAUCCACAUCUACCUCUGUGUAGGGGUCAUUACAGGUUUGGGUUUAGCCCUGAACUUCCAACCAUCUCUCAUUAUGCUCAACCGCUAUUUCAGUGAGAAGCGUCCUCUGGCCAAUGGGCUAUCAGCCGCUGGAAGCCCUGUGGCCCUGUGCUGCCUCUCGCCCCUGGGCCAGCUCCUCCAGGACCACUACGGAUGGAGGGGGGGCUUCCUCAUCCUGGGUGGCAUUCUACUCAACUGUUGUGUGUGCGGGGCGCUAAUGAAGCCCCUGGUUGCCCCCAAGACUCUCAAGGCUAAGGACCUGGAAAAGGACAGCAAAGAAGAAACCGAGAAAAAGAAGAAGCCCAAAGCCAAACUGCUGGACUUCUCGGUGUUCAAAGACUGUGGGUUCGUCAUCUACACCGUGUCGGCGUCCAUCAUGGUGCUGGGGCUGUUCGUGCCCCCGGUGUUUGUCGUGAGCUAUGCUAAAGAGCUGGGGAACGAGGACACCAAAUCAGCUCUGCUGCUCACCAUCCUGGGCUUCAUUGACAUUUUUGCCCGGCCCACGUGUGGCGUGAUUGCCGGACUGAAAUGGGUGCGGCCUCGUUGCGUCUACCUCCUUAGCUUUGCUAUGCUUUUCAACGGAAUCACCGACCUGGUCGGGUCGCAGGCCAAGGACUACGUCUCGCUGGUGGUCUUCUGUAUAUUCUUCGGCAUUUCCUACGGCAUGGUGGGUGCCCUGCAGUUUGAGGUUCUCAUGGCAAUAGUUGGUACUGAGAAGUUCUCCAGCGCCAUCGGCCUGGUCCUGCUCAUGGAGGCCAUUGCUGUGCUGGUGGGGCCGCCCGGCGCAGGCCGGCUUCUUGAUGCCACCAAGAACUACAUGUGGGUCUUCCUGCUGGCAGGAUGCGAGGUGGUCCUCUCAGCUGUGGUUCUGGCUACUUGUAACUUCCUGUUUAUCAGCAACAAGUCCUCAGCAUCAGCAGACAAGCUUGACAACAUCCCAGUGACAGACAAUGCCAAUACAGAAUUGUGCAGCAAACCUGCAGAGAUGAAUGACGAAGAGGAGAAGGGAGAAAGAGAGGAGCUAGAGAAGGAGACAAAUAAGGAGGGUCUUUAUUGAUUUUUUUGUCCUUCGUGGUCUGGUGAAGUCAACUGGUAUGGCCAAGCUCCAGGGCUUUGAGUUUUGG
This is a messenger RNA of Perca flavescens (yellow perch), 1792 nucleotides long. It is a transcript of the gene slc16a3a, whose product is annotated as solute carrier family 16 member 3a. Gene Ontology annotation, cellular component: basolateral plasma membrane. NCBI's taxonomy places the organism in Eukaryota, Metazoa, Chordata, Actinopteri, Perciformes, Percidae. The transcript has 8 exons. Bases 298 to 1725 code for a protein of 475 amino acids. Gene Ontology annotation, biological process: transmembrane transport; monocarboxylic acid transport. The record is from RefSeq and is a predicted model, not a curated record. Gene Ontology annotation, molecular function: lactate:proton symporter activity.